Molecule: messenger RNA, 1484 nt
Organism: Anoplophora glabripennis (Asian longhorned beetle)
Lineage: Eukaryota; Metazoa; Arthropoda; Insecta; Coleoptera; Cerambycidae
Product: venom acid phosphatase Acph-1-like
Exons: 6
Coding region: 221-1339 (372 amino acids)
Biological process (GO): dephosphorylation
Molecular function (GO): phosphatase activity
Source: RefSeq, a predicted model, not a curated record
GACCACUUGUCCAAGCAGUACGGUACUGUCGCGACGGCGCUAAACUUCUCUCCGCUAUCUCCAAAGCAGCAAUGGCCAUCGAGAUUGUCGGUUAGCUUCAGCCAUGGCAUCGUUAUCGUUAUUUAUUUGAUUAUUUAUACAUAUCGGCUUUGUUUUUACCCGUUUCUUAAUUUAUAGUUUUUUUAUCGGUUAUUUAUUUUUAUUUAUUUUUUAUUUCGAAAUGAAACUCGCGAUUUUCUUCGUGGUUUUCGCGGUGGUCGCUUGUUCUAGUCAGGAAACCGGCGAUACCCUCAAGCUGGUGCAUGUGUUUUUCAGACAUGGCGCCAGAACUCCGGAAUCGAAAGACGAAUACCCCAACGAUCCCUACAAAUAUGAAACAUUCCUGCCUAUGGGAUGGGGACAACUGACUAACUACGGAAAACGACAGGCGUACGCCCUUGGAAAAAAUCUGCGACGCAGGUACGGCUCCUUUUUGGGCGACAUCUACACGCCCGAACUAGUACACGCACAAAGCACGGACUACGACAGGACCAAGAUGUCCGCCAUUCUGGCUUUGGCGGGUAUGUUCCCUCCCGCCCCCUCGCAGCAGUGGGACGACACGCUGAACUGGCUGCCCAUACCCAUUUCCUACGAAAGGGACCACUUGGAUUUCACCUUGAGGAGGCCCAACCACUACUGUCCCGCGUACCUCAGGGAAUUAGAUCGCGUCCUGCAAUCGGAACAGGCGAAAGAAUACCUGAAGAAGAACAAGAACGUGUUGGAUUACGUAGAAGAGAACAGCGGCAGGCCCAUGAACAAGCUCAUGGACGUAUUUAGUAUUUACCAGACGUUGACGGCGGAAAGGGGGAUGAAUCUGACUCUGCCGGAGUGGUCGAAGUCGGUCUAUCCGCACGGCAUCACGGAAAUCGCUGCCAAACAGUGCGAACUGGAAAAUUCGAAUAAAAUUUUGAAGAGGCUGAAUGGAGGGAGGUCCCUGAAGAUGGUCGUGAACAACAUGCUGGCCAAAGCGACGCACAAUCUCCGGCCCCGCGAAAGGAAGAUCUUUCUCUUUUCGGGCCACGAGAACAACGUCAUUAACGUGUUGGCAGCUAUGGACUUAUACAAGGCCCACUUUCCCAGCUACAGCUCUGCGGUUAUCAUCGAGCUGCAUUACCUCAGCGACGAGGAUGAAUACGCUGUUAAAGUUUUCUACGUGAAGAAUGUCAACGAGGAAGCGGAAGAGAAACAAUUGAAAGGAUGCGAGGUGCUAUGCCCGCUAACUAAAUUUCUGGAAAUUGUGGAACCCCACCUGCCAUUGAACUACACAGCAGAAUGCGAAUCCGACAUUUUCCUAAGUUAGAGUAAAAGGAAUUGACAGUAUUUUUUUUCUUUUAGAAAUAUGAUUUUUUUUUAUUACGAUUUAAAGCAUAUUUUUUAUACUUUCAUUCGAAUUUCGAAUAAGAAUUUGUAAUUUUUUAGAACAAAAUAAACUUGUUUUUAUUUUG